Messenger RNA from Gambusia affinis (western mosquitofish), 1814 nucleotides. RefSeq names its product OX-2 membrane glycoprotein-like. The record is from RefSeq and is a predicted model, not a curated record. NCBI's taxonomy places the organism in Eukaryota, Metazoa, Chordata, Actinopteri, Cyprinodontiformes, Poeciliidae. Bases 85 to 1032 code for a protein of 315 amino acids. Gene Ontology annotation, molecular function: cell-cell adhesion mediator activity. The transcript is spliced from 7 exons.
AAAACCAGAGUUCCCGCGGCUGUGCCACUUUUCUUUAUCUCGUUUCUUCGCCUUCAACUCACCAGCUCCACGUUGCGAUGCCGCAUGGAGGGAACGUGUUUCAUUUUGUGUCUUUUUACCCUCACAGGAUCAUUUCAGGGAGGUCUAGCAGUUUUGAUCCAAACCCAGCAGACGGUGUUGGCAGCAGUAGGAGAAGAUGCUCCUCUCAGCUGUCAGCUCCUGGAAACUAAAGACGUCCAGCAGGUCACCUGGCAGAAAGUGUUGGAGAAAACAGAGAGGAAUAUUGGUUCCUACAGCCAGUAUUUUGGUGAAACAGUGAAUCCUGGAUUUAAAGAUAAAGUUCGGUUUACAGAAUCUGGACUGCAGAAGAACUCUAUAGUUAUUAUUAAUGUUACAGAGCAGGAUGCAGGAUGUUAUCUCUGUCUGUUCAACACAUACCCUGAUGGAGCUCUGAUAGCUGCAACCUGCCUAAAGGUUUAUGAGCUGCAUGGACCCUUCAUUAACGUCAGCAGAUCAAACUCUCCUCCAGGGUUGGUGGUGACCUGUUCAGCCACAGGUCAAUCUGUUCCCAUGGUAACGCUGACUGUUCUCCAUCAGAACCUCAGUUUCUCCCACUACAACACCAACACAGAGACCAACACCAACGGUACCGUCACCUUCACCACUACAGCUCUGCUCUCAGCUCUCAGCAACACACAGGUUGGAUGUUCAGUGUCAGUGGACUCUGCUGCUCCCAGAGAGCUGCUGGUCAUCGUUCCUGGACUCACUGAGACGUCUGAUGAUGGUUUGAACAAACAAUCAGAGUCAGUUUUCAGAGGGUUCAGAUGGCCACUGAUUGUUGUAUUCCUGAUGGUCCUGAUCUGUAUUUGUGUUUUACAAUUCAGAAGAACAUUUCAGAAAAGGAAUAUGAAACCUUCAGAAAACGCCACAGACAAUCAGAAUUCAGACAACUCACCAGAGUCAACCAAAGACGUCAAACCACAAACAUCUGCGAGGCAGAGACGAAACAGCGACUCCCAUCCAUCACCAUGACAACAGAAUUUCCUCGUUUGAAUGUUUGAUUCAAAAGGAGUGAUGGGGCAAUUGUUUUGAAAUUUUCCAAACGCAUGGUGUGAUCAAAUAAUUCUUUACUUGAGUUAUUACAAAAAUACUGUUCAUGUCAGAAAUGACUUGAAAGACGUUAACAGUCACUGCAGGAGAUUCUAGUAUUUCUUAAAAAUGUCAAGGUAUGUUUUUGAUGCCAACAGUGACUAAUCAAUAUCUGAUCAAACUGAUAAGGCAGCUAAACCUGAAGUUAAUUGGAUCAAAGCCCGUUACCAAGUUAUUGUAGCAAUGACUGGAUAUGUUUGGUACUAGUCUGAUUGUUCAGAUGUUAGUGUGGUAUUUAUUUUUUUUAUGUAAUUUUGGUUUUAUACUUUUUUACUGUUUUUAUACCUCUUUUUUUAACAAAAAAUAAUUCAUUUUACACCUCACUAAAAAAUCUCUAUUGCUUUUGAUCAAUAUUGCAGUUAUUGCUAAUUACUAAAAUAUUUUUUGAAAAACUAACAAUUUAAAAACAUUUUUAAAAAGCAAUCAAAAAGCCUUUAUAUUGGUUCACAUUUUAGUUUUCAAAAUGUAUUUCACACUAAACUUGAAAAGGGGAUUUGUUCGCUUUUUUAUCAGCUGAAUGAUCUUGAUGUUAAUAUAUGUUUUCUAUUCGCCUGUAAAAUCAUUAAACUGUGUGUCAUGGUCUUUAAUGGCCCUUAUCUUUGUGGUAAGAAUUCUGUAUUUUUGAUAUAAUCAAGUUCAGAAUAAAUUGUUUACAUCUCAAGCCA